Molecule: messenger RNA, 651 nt
Organism: Acanthaster planci (crown-of-thorns starfish)
Lineage: Eukaryota; Metazoa; Echinodermata; Asteroidea; Valvatida; Acanthasteridae
Product: UDP-glucuronosyltransferase 1A6-like
Molecular function (GO): UDP-glycosyltransferase activity
Source: RefSeq, a predicted model, not a curated record
AUGUCUCGAACAAUCCUUGCCGUGCUGGCUUUUGGCUUUUGUUUUUUCGCCAUUUUGCCAGCUCUGUCCAGUGCUGAGGCAAAUUCUGUUAAAAAAAAGUACAAAUUCCUGCUUUUUGGCUCCAUCACGGGAGGCAGCCACUACCUCUGCCUUGCCAAAUUAGGCCGAGCACUAGUCAGGCACGGUCAUGGCGUUGUUUCUCUUAUCAGCACCUGUAAUCCCUCUACCCUCUGGGAAAACGAUGUCGGUUUGUUCCCACACGUUGUCUUCAACUCGUCCUACACCAAACAGGACAAGGCAGACAUUUUGUUUUCUCUAUCCAGUAAAUCCAUGAAAGGUUUCUCGGCUAACUCGGAAGAGCUGAGUCGUGUAGUCCGUGUCGCGCUCUUCCGGGAGUGUGACGCCCUGUUUAAUGACUCAGCUACAAUGAAACGGCUACACGAGGAGAGAUUUGACAUGCUUAUUGCAGACGACUGUAUACCUUGUAGCCCACUGUUGGCGCAGGCUUUAGACAUCCCAUUCGUCCUCAACUCUGUCUUCUUUGCGAUCCCAACCAAACAUGGGCAGUGUGAGGGCACCUGGGGGGCACCGGGGAUUUGUGGGGGCAUGUUCCCACCACUACCCCCUGGCUACACCACCGUUUCAGAACCA